Molecule: messenger RNA, 1565 nt
Organism: Eublepharis macularius
Lineage: Eukaryota; Metazoa; Chordata; Lepidosauria; Squamata; Eublepharidae
Product: inositol-trisphosphate 3-kinase B-like
Exons: 8
Coding region: 237-1565 (442 amino acids)
Biological process (GO): inositol phosphate biosynthetic process
Cellular component (GO): cytoplasm; nucleus
Molecular function (GO): inositol tetrakisphosphate kinase activity; inositol-1,4,5-trisphosphate 3-kinase activity
Source: RefSeq, a predicted model, not a curated record
GCUGCGGGCACAGACGUGGGGCCGAGAUUGGGGGCGCCCUGGAAAGCCCCCACCAUAGCGUAGCCUGGUCUCUCCAGGGGAGGACUGAGAGAGGAGGAGGAUGCCGGGGCUGGAGGAAGCUGUGGAGAUGGUGGGGGAUGCAGAGGGCUCGGAAGUUCGUGCUUGGAUUUGGCUGGAUUGAGCCUGGGGGACUCUGACAGGUCCAAGUGCUUCUCAGAGCUUCCCUCGAGCUCACCAUGGAAGGUUACGGCAGCUUGGAGUGGAUUCCUUCUUCCCCGGCACCUUUACUUCAGCCCACAGAACCAGAGAGCUGGGAGGUCUCAGAAGCAGCUCAGGAGCCCCCCAACUCUGAAGCAUCGUUGUGUGGGGCAAGGGGGCCUGCUGAGGGGCGAGCAACAGCACCCCACUUUGGCGUUCCCCAGAGCAAUGGCCAGCAAGGGCCCUGGGCCUCGUCUUCCCGUGAGACUGCCCAUUCCGAGCCCCCCAAGCCCUCAUUGCCCCCACCCCCACCCAGUUUCCCACCUGACCGCUGUGUCUCCAGCACCUCCACCUGCUCCUCGCUGGCUGGAUCUUCACAGGAGUCUGAUGAGGUUUUCAGCGACUCGGAAGAGAAGAGUCCCAGCAAGAAACGAGUGCUACGGAAGACCAAGUCCUGGAAAACCUUUUUCACAAUGGUGCACUGGUCCUUGCGGAGGCGCAGCUCCUGGGUACAACUGGCUGGUCACGAAGGGAACUUCAAGGCUAGUGAAAGGGGACAGAUCCUCAAGAAGUUCAGUCCGGUGGAAAACGCCUGCCUGGUGGAGCUGAUGGGGGACGUCCUGCAACCCUUUGUGCCCACCUACCAUGGAGUAGUGGAGACCAACGGAGAGCGCUACAUCCAGAUGGAUGACCUCUUGUGCGGCCUUGACAUGCCCAGCAUCAUGGACUGCAAAAUGGGCACUAGGACCUACCUGGAAGAAGAGGUGGGCAAAGCCGAGCAAAGCCCAGUUGCACGGCGGGACUUGUACCAGAAGAUGGUGAAGGUUGACCCGCUGGCCCCCACUGCCCAGGAGCAUGGCCAGGCUGCUGUCACCAAGCCACGGUACAUGCAGUGGCGGGAAAGUAUUAGUUCCAGCGCCUCUCUCGGAUUCCGUAUCGAGGGUGUUACGAUUGAGGGGGGAUCUGUGCAAAGGGAUUUCAAGCAGACCCGGACGAAGGAGCAGAUUGUGGAGACCUUCUUGACCUUCACCAAGAGCCGCCUGGAUGUACUGAGCACGUACCUCGCUCGCUUGGAGAGUCUGCGCAAGGCCCUGCAGGAGUCCACCUUUUUCAAGACCCACGAGGUGAUCGGCAGCUCCCUGCUUUUUCUCCACGACCGGAAGGGCCAGGCCAGCGUUUGGAUGAUUGACUUUGGCAAGACUCGCCCCACCCCAGAACACAUUCACCUGUGCCACAACGUGGCCUGGACCCAGGGAAACCACGAGGACGGCUAUCUGCUUGGCCUGCAGCAUUUGACUGAUACUGUGCAAGCCACCUCGGACAAGGCAAGGGAGCACCAAGGAGGAGCAGCCUCUGUCCCCUCCUGA